This is a messenger RNA of Alosa alosa (allis shad), 5347 nucleotides long. RefSeq names its product WW and C2 domain containing 1 (gene wwc1). The record is from RefSeq and is a predicted model, not a curated record. Gene Ontology annotation, cellular component: cytoplasm. Gene Ontology annotation, molecular function: kinase binding; molecular adaptor activity. Gene Ontology annotation, biological process: regulation of hippo signaling; regulation of DNA-templated transcription; cell migration. NCBI's taxonomy places the organism in Eukaryota, Metazoa, Chordata, Actinopteri, Clupeiformes, Clupeidae.
CAGAGGGAUGAGCAUGAAUGUUGGUCGCAUUUCCUAUGUGCACUACGGUCAUCACCUGUUUGACGUAAUUGAUCCAGCAGCAUCGCGACCGACCGAGCCGGAGUACAGGGAAACUACGGGCACUUAAAGGAAACCCCAACACCACAGGAAUUACCCCUUCACGAACUUUUCCUGGAAUUAAUCGAGCGAUAGUUGUAAAAAUAAGAACUAUUGAGGAUGCUGGUGACAGAUGCUGCGUGAAUUUGGAGCAAUUGUUUUGGGAGGUUCUUAGAAUGUUAUGGAGCUAGCGCGCUAGCCCUGCUGUCGUCUGCUAAACAUGGUGGCCAGUGGACGAAAAUGUAGAGAGGGUUUUUAAAUAUUCAAGAAAUGUUGUUGCCAUUUGCGGAAUUGUUUAAAUAGGUUGCGUUAGUUCUCUCCUUUGUGAUAUGUUUAUGGAUUCUUGCGGCGCAAUAUUAGGUUCAUUCAUGUUCUGAAGCAUUAGCUAACGGGUGCAAGCUCGUGCGAACCCCGCUUUAAAAGUUACUGCCAAGUUUGUCCAUCGUUUAUGUCCGAAAGACCAGUAGCCCAUGUUUGCGUUCGGAUACGUCCAGUGCCCGUCAAAUCAAAGUAAUGUAUUUCCCUUAUCUCGCAACAGUGUUUCAUGUGUCAUCCUUUGCAACAUUGUAACAUUUCGACUAGCCGUGAUGCCUCGAUGUGGCUGAGGUAGCCUAGCCUGUUAUAGGAGUAAGGCGCAGGUGCACUGGAAAAGUUAUUAUGGAAACGGUUCCGUUACUAUUGGUGUCUUCAGAUGGAAAAUCAUUUGAUACAUUUUAUCACAUCGUACAACGGAGAACAUGCAACGUGUAGAAUCUUUAAGAAACGAAAAGGGUCUAACUGUACGGCUGCAUGGACCGUAUGCAUCAGACACGACGAAUGCUUGAGGAUGAAUGCGUUGAAAAUCAAACCGCUCGUCUCAUGAACUAAUUCAUGGCGCUGACGACCAAGGCUGUUUUCAACAUAUGCAUUAGAUUUAUCACAAAACAGGAGACAACUGGACUUCCACUUAUUCUAACACACGUCCCGAGGAAAUUACAUGGAGACUAGUUUGACAUGCCCAGGAAGGAGUUACCGUUGCCGGAGGGUUGGGAAGAGGCCCGAGACUUUGACGGGAAAGUCUACUACAUUGACCACAUCAAUCACACGACAAGUUGGAUCGACCCGAGAGACAGGUGAGACAGACCCUAGCUGUGUUUCCUCCCCGACGUGGCCUCUGUCAUUGCAGACUGCAUCGGGGACGAGCUGCCGGUGGGAUGGGAGGAGGUGUACGACCCAAGCGUGGGCGCCUACUAUGUGGACCACAAUACCAAGAGCACCCAGCUGGAGGACCCGCGCGUGCAGUGGCAGCGGGAGCAGCAGCACAUGCUGGAGGACUACCUGCAGGUGGCGCAAGAGGCCCUGAGCGCCCAGCGCCAGAUCUACCAGGUCAAGGAGCAGCGGUUGGAGCUGGCCCAGCAUGAGUACCAGCAGCUGCACCAGUCCUGGAGGGACAAGUCCACCUCCCAGACCAGCUUAAAUUCCAGAUCUUCCUCCAGCAGCAAGUAUGACCCAGAAAUCCUCAAAGCUGAGAUAGUGACUGCAAAAAGUAGGGUGUGUGGCGAAGUUGAAGAGGAUCUAGCCUUCAUGUGACAGGAGCUCAGGUAUAAGGAGCAGGACUCACAGGCAGCUCAAGGAGUAGAGAUCAACCACAAGGUGUCCAGCAGCAGCAGGGCGUAUGGGUUGGAGCCGCAGGAGGCGCAGGCUAUACUGAGGGAGGUGAAGAGCAUCAGGGAGGCCAUCAGCACUGGGGAGAAGGAGAAGCAGGAGCUCAUGCAGAAACUGGCUGCGUUGAAAGAUGGCUUCCAGCUGGAGGCAGGCUCUCAGUCAGAUCUGUGGGCCAGCAGCACGUCAUUGGCCAACUCCAACCUGUCGAUCCCACGCCUCUAUUCUGACGCCCAAUCCCAGACAGACAUCCCUGCUGAGUUUGUAUCAAACAGUAAUAAGCUGGCUGAGAAGGUGCGUCUGAGUCUGAAGUACGAAGAAGCGAAGAGGAGGAUUGCGACGGUCGAGGUGCAGAUCGCGCGGCUGGACAGCGAGGCGUGGCCGGGGCUGCUGGACCCUGAGCGGGACCGCCUGAUCCUGAUCAGCGAGAAGGAGGAGCUUCUGAAGGAGCUGCGCUUACGCCCCGCCCAGUCCCAAGACAUCUAUCAGCGCCCAGCUGCUCGAGAUGGCGCCAGCUUGGAGAAGGACCUGCAGGCCGCACGCAGCAACCAGAGCAAGGCGCUGACCGAGAGGUUAAAACUACACUGCAAGAGGAACAAGCUGGUGAAGGAGUUGGAGGAGACUGUGCGCUUGGCGUCCUCAUUACACACUCAGCUGAAGAGUCUGUCGGAGAGCGCACUCUCGUGUUCGUCGGGCAGCAGCCGUGGUUCCCUAGCGUCUAGCCGUGGUUCCCUAGCAACCACGUCCAGCCUCAGCUCGGCUCCCUCAGCUACAUCGGACAUCUACCUGGAGCAGCCGGAACUUUCCGACCCGGACUUCCAGAGCAAGCUGGAGCAGCUGCUGGCCGAGGUUGCCACGGGAACCGCGUCGGCUGCCGCUGCCGGGUCAAGCUUCCGCCCGUCCGGCUCCAUCACCACCAUCCACGAGAACGAGGUGUCGGAGGCGGGCCCCGGGGUGAUUGGCGGGUCGGAGGCGGGACCCGGGGGGGUGAUUGGCGGGUCGGUGGGGGCGGGGCUGGGCUGGCGAGCGCAGGCCCUGCGUGUGUCGGAGACGCCGCGCUCCAUGACCUCACUCUCGCCGCGCUCCUCGCUGUCCUCGCUCUCGCCACCCUGCUCGCCGCUGGUCACCGACGCCGCCCUCCUGCCCGGCGAGGUCUUCGGCGUGGCCCACAAUGCCUUGGGGCUGGACGCCGAGCUGCAGAGCCGAUUGGCCGAGCUGAGGCUGCUGGACGAGACGGAGGAGGAGCCCCGAGUAGCUGGCACCGCAGACGCAGCCAAAGAGGUUAUUGCGCAAUCCAGGGGGGCGGGUCUUGGGCCCAAAAAGGCAGGCGUGACCUCUGCUGUGUCUGACGAAUCAGUGGCUGGAGACAGUGGCGUCUACGAGCCGUCCGACAAGAAGCCGGGGCUACCUGCAGACCUGCUGAGCUACGAGGAGAGCGUGGAGGACAGCGCUGCCCUCGGCUGUUCCCAGAUCAGUCUGGGGCUGAAGUACGAGGCCAAGGAGCAGCGCUUCACCAUCACCGUCCUGCAGAUGGCCAACUGCACCACGCUCCCACUGCCUGCUGAACAGAACCUGUACGUGCGGUUAGCGGUCCUGCCGUGUUCCGAGGCCACUCGUUGUCUCUUCCGCACCUCCGGAGUCGUCCCCCAGGACACUGUCCAGUUCAACGAGGUCUUCGGCAUGCACAUGGCCCACAAUGCACUACGGCAGAAGACGCUCCGUGUGGACGUUUGCAUCACCAGCAGCUCUGGCCGGGAACACUGUCUGGCUGGGGCCCAGAUCAGUCUGGCUGAUGUCGGCUCCUCUGGGGAAUGGCAGGUGAAGUGGUACAACCUGCUUAGCCACGCCCACAUGUCCAGCAUCGACAGGAAACACACCAGCCUGCCUGAGGAGCCCACGCCAGACACACAGCAGACAGCACUGCCUGGUACUCCAGAGAGACCCACUACAGCCCAGGAAGACUGGCCUGUGACGGAUGGCUUUGAGGACGAGGAAGGCAGUGACGCUGAGGGGGAGGAGUUCUACCCUGACAGCGGCCAAUGGGAGGCUGAGGAGGAGGAAGAGUCGGCGACAGCGCCCACCCCGACACGCCCCCCGCCCCCCAUAGCAGAGAAGGUGAAUAAGGAGACCAGUAUGGAUGGCAUGCGCCACCGGUCCCCCUCCUCGUCCUCCUCAGUGGUACGGCCCAAAGAGAGGCGGCAGGAGCUGCAGCAACAGAACCCCUUCGUCCGCGGCAACACUAUCAUCCGCUCCAAAACCUUCUCCCCAGGACCGCAGAGCCAGUACAUCUGCAGGAUUAACCGCAGUGACAGUGACAGCUCCACACUGUCUAAAAUCUAUGAAGAUACUUCAGAAGGCCGCAGUGUCCGGAUGAAGAAGCCCCCCCUGGUGGUGCGUGGGGUGGAGCGCACGGCGCUGGAUCUGGAGCUGGACCUGCAGGUGGUGCGCACGCGCCACAGUCGUCUGAGGCAGGAGCUGCAGGUGCUGCGGGAGCUCAAGCAGCAGCUGGAGACGGCCAGACAGCAGGGCCAGCAGCAGCUCCCCGACUGGGUCCGCCAUGACGACCGCUUCCACACACUGCUCAAGCAGGCCGAGAGACAGACGGCGGAGGAGUUGCAGCAGGAGCAGCGUGUUGAGAGGAUGAUGCGUGUGGCUGCCAAGGACGUGCACAAGAUCAGAGGCCAGAGCAGGAAGGAGACGCCCGAGAUGCAGACCUUCAGAGAGAAGAUGGCGUUCUUCACACGGGCGAAGAUCAACAUCCCCGACCUGCCAGCUGACGACGUCUAGACGGAGCGGAGCGCAGCGAGUCCUUCCCCUGCUGUUUCCAUGGAAACGGCGGCCGGUGGGCCUCUGGUGGUGUAGUGAAGUGCUGGAGAGAAGGCGUCCGUCGGGCUGGAAACUAAUUGUCUCCUCCGUAGCUCACACACUUGCAAAUCCACAUAGGUUCCUUUUUUUAUUUAAAAUUAGUAACAAGAUUUUUUUUUACAGUGUGUAGCAUUGUUUUCUGUUACUAAUGCGUGUAUAUUUGGUAUUUUGUCAUAGGGUUAUGUUGUGUUAGGACACACACUUGCGCUCACUCACACACACACACACACCCCUGUAUUAAGACCUUUGAUGUGUAGGAACACUAAGCGCUGCUCCCUGAGACAGGGGGCAGAGCUACUUAACACACACACACACACACACACACACACAGAGGUACUGGGAGUGGGAGAGCAUUCCCAUCAAGCACAAGUUUGGCUGUUGCUACCUCCUCUCCUCUCUGACCAUGCACACACACACACACACAGGGGCAGCCUGAAUUGUCGAUAACGCUAGCCACGGCCGGAUCAGUAGCCAUCCAACAUCUGGCUCAUCUGCUGGUCAUGUCCCCCCUUCUGAGACUCAUGCAUGUGUAUAGUCACGGAUGACCUUUGACACUUGACCUCUUGACCCCUGCACUCUCUCCCCUGGGUACCCGUUAGUAGCAUCCACUAGCCUGCACUUGCCCAUGUAGCGGAUGCCAGCUAGCUUAGCUGUGCUUGUGGAACGUUGGUAAACCUCACUCCCCGACGCCUCAAGAGUGCUGCUGGCAUGAGAGCUAGUAGCCUGGGCUAUUGGCUCAACUGUC